Molecule: messenger RNA, 5189 nt
Organism: Entelurus aequoreus (snake pipefish)
Lineage: Eukaryota; Metazoa; Chordata; Actinopteri; Syngnathiformes; Syngnathidae
Gene: dnase2b
Product: deoxyribonuclease II beta
Exons: 15
Coding region: 2822-3865 (347 amino acids)
Biological process (GO): apoptotic DNA fragmentation
Molecular function (GO): deoxyribonuclease II activity
Source: RefSeq, a predicted model, not a curated record
GAAAAACACAGCAAUACGGUACCAAUCCCUGGUACCUGGCAACCUCUACCGGUGCUCAAUGGUAUCAAUUUUUGUUACUUUUGUGUUAAUAAAUGCACCAUAUUUUUCUGUCCAUAAGCCGCUGCAUUUUUUUCCUACGCUUUGGACCCUGCGGCUUACAAAACGGUGCAACUAAUUUAUGGAUUUUUCAAAAAAUGUUUUGUGUUCAACAAAUACUUUUCUAUACUGACAGAGACACUGAAAAGGCGCCAUCUUUUGGACCAGUUCGCUCGACGCAGGUGCUGCGGAUUGAAAAUGUACUCCCUGGUUCGGGCCUUGGACCGGAAGUAUGUCCACUUUCGCCCGUGGCAUUUCUGCUCGAAGGGAGUCUUCGCUCAUCACUCCGAGCAACGUUUCCUCUCUCUUCCUCUCCAAGCUGCAGAGGGCGGAGCCUCUCGGGACGUCUGCACCAUUAGUCGGGGGAGCGGCUGAUUUCCCCACAUUACUGUGGUCCCUGAAGGAGGCGGGCCUGUGAAUCAGGAGCUGGCUUCAUUAGCUUGAGUAAAAACAGCGCUCGGGAUGUCCACAUGGCAGUCCAGGCUACUAGGAGCUGGCAGAUACACAACAGCCAAGCACGCAACAGCACACAAGCUAGACAAAGCAGGCCCCGGAGGAAGGAUGAUGUUCCACCUGGAAAACAUCAUUUAAACUCUUGCCGAAACAAAACCACACCUGAUGAAAAUCAACUGCAACGUUACGGAAGCCGGCAUGGAAGACAAGGCAAAUGGUUCUGUCAACGCCAAAAGUGUUCACAGCCCAGUGGAGAACGGUCAGCUUCCAGACCCAGCCAACUGGGCGGUUGCUGACGUGGUCAAUUACUUUAAAGCGACAGGCUUCGAGGAGCAAGCCACGGCGUUCCAAGAUCAGGAAAUCGAUGGCAAGUCGCUCCUCCUGAUGACGCGUAAUGACGUCCUGACGGGCCUGUCCAUAAAGUUGGGCCCGGCGCUGAAGAUCUACGAGUAUCACGUGAAGCCGCUGCAAACCCAGCACCUGAAGAGCAACGCCUGUUAGCAGCUGGCCGCGCCACACCUCAGUGACAAUCGACAACUCCGGACGCAGCUGACAAAGACUCCUACGGCACCUUAAACCUUUUUAAAGGCUUGGACACCAAACACACUCAGCUGGUCACCCAGCUGGCACAAAACCUUAAAACAACGUUGAGAACUUGUUGAAUUAGGUUCUGACCCUUGAGCAACUCAAACCUAACGUUGAAACAACAUGCUUUUAAUCAAUGUCAGGUUGUGACGUUGAUUUGACAUUGAAUUCUAGUCAUUUCCUAACCAACAAGGUGGAUCCAACAUUGGACAUCAACAUACAACUUUUUUGCAACGUUGUUUUAAAGUCAGUUUUAAAGGACAAGUACGUAUAAUCAACGUUGUUUCAAUGUCUCGUGCCUGCUGGGAACACUUUUCAGAUGUUCUUACUUCUGCUGAUUUCAGUUGUUUGUUUGUUUUUUAUUCUUCACCUUUUAUUUAAGACAAAAACAUGUGUGUUUGUGGGUUUUAAAAGGGGUAUUCAGACAUAAGAUGGUAUAUAGUUGAUGUAUGGUGGAAAACACCGUACCAGUUGGUUGUGAGGACACAAUGCACUAUAAAAUAGUAAGUCUCUUUGAAACUGAUCUUCUUGAAAAGGAAUUCCCAUGGAAAUGUAAAGAUGUGCGUAACUAUGAUGUCUCUACCUGUGGUGCUUCAACAUGCUGGCAAAAACAACUAAUAGUGUGAAUGGGCUUAAUGUUUGUUUUUAUUAUGACAGCUUUUGUGAGCACUGAAUUUAUGUACCGUUUGAAUUUUGCAAACUGAAUUUUUAUACAUCAAAUUAUGCUGACAAUUUCACUGACUAAUAAUUUGUGAGCAAAAUAUGUGUGUGAAAAUUCAGUGCAAAUACAUUUGGUGUGUAAAACUUCCGUGCAGAAAUAUUUGUUGCUUCCAAAGUCAAAGUUUCCUGCCUGUAGAUGAAGGCUGACGCAAUGUACCCUGUCUCACAAUUAGCCAAUGAGGUGAGUUUUGAAGCAACAAAACUGUUCUGCACGGAAUUUUUUUUAUUUUUAUUUACACUGAAUUGAUUUGCACCGAAUCUUAAAACACGGUAUUUUAACAAACGGACCCUUUCAACCAAAAAUGUUGCUCAUAUUUUUUUUCAAUGAAAUUGUCAGCAUAAUUUGAUGUGAAAAAAUCCACUUCAAAAGGCAAAAAAAAGCUUCUGAAAUGAAGACCCAAAUGAGCCUGUGUGUGAAUGGUCUUUGUGCAACACUGGACUUGGAAUAUUUCAAUCAAUGACUCGCAAUAAAUGGUGCUCCUUUCUCACCAAAGAACAACGCCGGUUUAUUGGUGCUCGCUAAGGAGAUACAACGACUUCAAAUAUUUGCGCCUUUUCAUGGACUUUUUCUGUAUUUGUGCCUCAGAGUUUGGCUUGUGGUGUCCUGCGCACUGUCCCUGUGAUGUUUCCUGACGGGUUGUCCACGGGGAGAAAAACCUGCCGUCACAAGAAAAACAUGUCAGGCCCAUUUUGCUCAUGUCGAUGGUGAAGUAGUGCUGGUUGGGCAUGAUGAUCUCGAUCUCCUCCACCUGGGGAACACACCAGAGCUUACCCUGACUUUCUACCAAGGGUGGUAAAGCGGUCGCGGACAAAACCCACAAAACCAGACUGAGUGGUUUUCAACAACUUCAGGUUCUUGACUCCACUGUGGACCACCGGCACACCUGAGAAAGUUCCAGCCAGAACUACUGGUGUCACUUAGAAAAAGUGCGGAUCUGUGAUGAGGAGAAGUCCAACGCAUUGAUGGAUGACCAUGGCCGCCCUGCCAAGUGUGCUGCUGCUUGUGGGCCUGGCUGGGACUCAUGCUGCUUUCUCCUGCAAGGAUGAAGCUGGGGCGCCCGUCGACUGGUUCAUCAUUUACAAGUUUCCCAAAUACAAGAUUGGUGAGGAAGGCAGUGGGGUGGACUACAUGUACCUGGACGCCUCAGGAGGCACUUGGCAACGGAGUAAGUUCAUGGUCAACACCACCCAAGGAGCCAUGGGAAACACCCUGAGUCAGCUUUACAGUAGUUACAAGGCCAACAGCUCAGCCUAUGCGCUCUACAACGAUGCCCCGCCUCUGCUCAAGUACGACCAAGGAUACGGACACACCAAAGGAGUUCUGCUCUUUGAUGCUUCUCAAGGCUUCUGGUUGUCCCACAGCAUCCCCCACUUCCCCUCCUUCCCAGAGAAGGGCUACCUGUACCCGACCUCUGGCAAGGUCAACGGCCAGACGGCUCUGUGUGUCAGCCUGCACUAUCAACAUGUCCUCCGUGUCACCCAGCAGCUGGUGUAUGUCUUCCCGCGCGUCUUCAACUGCUCCGUGCCCGCCGACUUCGCCGCCAAGCUGCCUGCGCUGGCACACUUGUGUGCUGGCAAGCGUCCAGUGGCGCCUUCGGAUAAGAACAUGGAGCAACUCUUCUCCCUGCAGGGAGAGAUGUUCUUCAUUUUUGCCAAAUCGGAACGUUUUGUUGAUGACAUCUACUCGGGCUGGCUGGCUCAGGUCUUCAACACCAGCCUGAUGACGGAGACGUGGCAGACGCCGGAGUACCAGCUGCCCUCCAACUGCUCGCUAGCCAAUCACGUCAUGAACAUCAAGAGGAUCCGCCUCCCCGCGUCCGUACCGCACUAUUCGCGGCACGACCACUCCAAAUGGUGCGUGUCGUGGGCGUACCAGAAGCGGGUGACGUGCUUGGGAGACCUGAACAGGGAGACCAGCCAGAAGUGGCGCGGCGGUUUGAUGGCGUGCUCCUUCAACCCUUUGAUGUACGCGGCCUUCAGACAGCUGGUGGACUGGUACAUGGGUUGUUGAUUUCACACCAGCAGGGAAUGGAACCAUCAAUUAUUCAUAUUGAUCUAACAGUAUUUUUUAACCCUCUAGUCUACUUUAUUUAAAAAUAUGUUUAAAAAAGUGUUAUAAGUAUCGGUAAGUUACAUAUUAUUUUUCAACUUUUUACACUUAAAAACAUUUUUAAUAAGUACCGGUACGUCACAUAUUAUUAUGUAUUUUCCUUUUCACACCUUAAAAAAAGUGUUAUAAGUACCGGUAAGUCACUUUUUUUUUUUUACUUUUUACAUGUUAAAAAAAAGUGUUAAGUACCGGUAAGUCACAUAUUAUUAUUAUUUUUUAACUUUUUACACAUUAAAAAAAGUGUUGUAAGUACCGGUAAGUCACAUAUUAUUUUUUUUACCUUUUACAUGUUAAAAAAAGUGUUAUAAGUACCGGUAAGUCACUUUUUUUUUUUUUUUUACUCUUUACACGUUAAAAAAAGGGUUAUAAGUAGACACAUAUAAUUUUUAAAAAAGAGUUAGAAGUACCGAUAAGUCACAUAUUGUUAUUUUUUUUUACUUUUUACACGUUCAAAAGGGGUUAUAAGUACCGGUAAGUCACAUAUUAUUUUUUUACUUUUACACGUUACAAAAAGGGUUAUAAGUACCGGUAAGUCACAUAUAAUUUUUAAAAACUUUUUACACGUUAAAAAAGUGUUAUAAGUACCGGUAAGUCACAUAUUUUUUUACUUUUACACGUUACAAAAAGGGUUAUAAAUACCGGUAAGUCACAUAUUAAUUUUUUUACUUUUACACGUUACAAAAAGGUUAUAAGUACCGGUAAGUCACAUAUAAUUUUUUUUUAACUUUUUACACGUUAAAAAAGGGUUAUAAGUACCGGUAAGUCACAUAUUAUUUUUUUACUUUUACACGUUACAAAAAGGGUUAUAAGCACCGGUAAGUCACAUAUUAUUUUUUUUACUUUUUACACGUUAAAAAAGGGUUAUAAGUACCGGUAAGUCACAUAUUACUUUUUAUUAACUUUUUAAACUUUUCAACAGCUUCAGACCCAUCCAUAGAUAUACAUGUAAAGUUGUUAUAUAUUAAUAUUAUGUUUUAUGGUCUUUUUGUACAGAAAAAACAUAUUUUUUAAUUAUGAGAAAAAAAAUGGUUGCAAAGUAAAAUUAUUUAGAUGAUGUCAUUACACCGUUUUUACGUUUUUAUUUGUUUUAUGCCCUUUCUGUAAAAACAAAACAUGUAAGAAAACACAUUUGCAAUAUUGAAAAAAAAAUAGUUGCAAAAUAAAAUACUUUAGAUGAUGUAUUAACAGCCUAUAAAAUGUCAAUGAUUCAACACUUGAUUUUUGU